AGGAACUCUCAAAUUCUUUGAUAUUUGCAACUAGAAUCCACCAAAUUCAUCGCUUCCCACUUGUUUUAACAUCGUCCUGAGCAAAGUUGCAGCCAUCAAAAGAUUACGCGCCACAAGACUGCGCCUCCCCGCAAUGCGAACAUGACAGCACACGCACACGCGUAAGAACCAGAAGCCAUCUAUCCAGUUCAUGGACAGGCUGCCACUCGAGACAUGGUUCUACGAGGUGCCCAUUGUCACGCGAUGCUUCGUUGUAGGCGCCAUCCUCACCUCCCUCGCAGUGCAAAUUGAUCUCGUCAGUCCCUUCCAGCUCUUCUUCUCCUGGUCUACGGCCGUCACAAAGCAGCAAUACUGGCGCUUCCUCACAACCUUCCUCUUCUUUGGCGAACUCUCUGUCGAUUUCCUCUUCCAUCUCUUCUUCAUGUCGCGCUACUGCCGCAUGCUAGAAGAAUCCUAUGCGCGCCGUACCCUUGAUUUCGCCUGGCUCAUGGGUAUCGCAGCUGCUGGACUCAUCCUCCUCUCACCCUUUGCGCGAGACCCGUAUCUGGGCAGCGCACUCAGUUUCACCUUGACCUAUCUCUGGUCACGUCGCAACCCAACCGUUCAACUCUCCAUGCUGGGUCUCUUUACAUUCUCAGCUGCGUGGCUACCUUGGGUCCUCAUUGGCUUCUCCCUUGUUAUUUAUGGUCACUUACCCGUCGCUGACUUAUUGGGCCUAGCGGUGGGUCAUGUCAUUUACUUUUUGGAGGAUGUAUGGCCCCUGAAUGCAACGAGCGGUGGUGCACGCUACCUAGCGCCGCCCAGAAGUUUAAGACGCUGGGCAGGGUAUGAGCAAGAGGAACGACAGGUAUCUGCAGGUGUUGCUCCAGCGCCUGUUGCAGGCGUUCAAGAAGGACAUGUGCAUCAUGAUUAACGAGACCUUUUAUUCAUAUAUCCCU
Messenger RNA from Protomyces lactucae-debilis, 938 nucleotides. RefSeq names its product putative ER-associated proteolytic system protein Der1. Gene Ontology annotation, cellular component: Hrd1p ubiquitin ligase ERAD-L complex; endoplasmic reticulum membrane. Bases 191 to 913 code for a protein of 240 amino acids. The transcript is spliced from 2 exons. The record is from RefSeq and is a predicted model, not a curated record. NCBI's taxonomy places the organism in Eukaryota, Fungi, Ascomycota, Taphrinomycetes, Taphrinales, Protomycetaceae. Gene Ontology annotation, molecular function: ubiquitin-specific protease binding; misfolded protein binding. Gene Ontology annotation, biological process: endoplasmic reticulum unfolded protein response.